AUGACUACAUUGAUUGAACACAUGAUCUUUUACAGAUCUUACCAUUUCAACAGCACCAAUGUCAAAAUUCACUUGGUUUGCAUUCCAAUCAUCUUGCUUUCUGCAAUUACGUUCUUGACUCCAGUUGGUUUACCAUUCAUCUCUACAAGUCCACUGGUCAACGUUGGUAUCGUCAGUGCUUGGCUUUACGGCUUGUAUUACAUUUCCUUGGACUGGAAAGUUGGAAUUCCAGCAGCAUCUAUUGUGAUUGGCUAUGGUCAUUUCAUCGGCAACUACUAUAGGUCCUUAUCUGCAACCACAUCACCUACAUCUAGUCAAUUUAUUCAUUAUGCAAUUGCAGCACAUGCAUUUGCCUGGAUUGCUCAAUUCUAUGGCCAUGGUGUGCAUGAAAAGAGAGCACCAGCCUUGCUUGAUAACUUGUUGCAAGCUUUGGUUUUGGCUCCAUUUUUCGUUGCUUUUGAAGUUGCCUUUUUUUUGGGAUUUAGAAGGGAUCUUGCAAAGAAAAUGGAUAAUGAGGCUGGUAAAAGAGUUAGAGAGUUUAGAUUGCAAGAAAAGGCCAAAAAAGCUCACUCUUAA
Messenger RNA from Lodderomyces theae, 576 nucleotides. RefSeq lists its product as uncharacterized. NCBI's taxonomy places the organism in Eukaryota, Fungi, Ascomycota, Pichiomycetes, Serinales, Debaryomycetaceae. The transcript has a single exon. Gene Ontology annotation, biological process: sphingoid catabolic process. Bases 1 to 576 code for a protein of 191 amino acids. The record is from RefSeq and is a predicted model, not a curated record. Gene Ontology annotation, cellular component: endoplasmic reticulum.